AAGAAAGCAGCAAAACAAGGCAGACCAACCAGGCCAGCAAGAGCAGCAGGAGAGUUCAUCCACAAUUUCCCGUUCAGUCAGUCACGUGCCACGCGCCCCGUGCCCAGACUCACAAUUUCACAAGUAACAAUCGCAGAGACAGAAGCAUAUACAGAGGCAUAUUCCACAGUCUUCUCCGAGUCUCUCUCUCUCUCUCUCUCUCUCUUCCUUAUUAUUUCCAAGGCUCUGUUUGACAAAGAACAAGUCCUACCUUGCUUUCUCUGAAACACCCACCAGCCCAGAACCGAGAACAAGAAGAAGAAGAAGAAGAAGAGUCAAACAAAGCCAGAGGCUUUAGAUCCAUUCGUUCAUUCAAUCAAUCAAUCAUGGCGACCGCUGAUGUUCUCAACAGAGAAGAAGCCCUUUUCCUCUCCUCUCCUAUCCAUGAACCCAGAAAAGGUGAGAGUGUCAAAUCUCGUGGAAUGUCGGUUGAGAAGAAGAUUGAGAUUCUGGAGGGGUUGGCUGGAACGGUUAGCAACCGCCGGUCUCGAAGAUGGUUAAAUGAUCGCCUCUUGAUGGAACUUGUUCCUCGUCUGAAUGCAGAAGAAAUUAGAGGCUUGUUUGCUCCACCACCUUUUGGUGAUGAUGUACCGCUGUCACCAUUUUGCAUGACUAAUGUGCCAGAGUGGGACACAUUUAGGAAUAUAGACAUGGAUAGACAGGUUAAUAUUAUUGAUUCCCUAGAGAGCUCUUGUGAAACCAAGAAGGGCAAUGUUGAUGCUGAUAAAAUGGCUGUCUUGAAUGCAUGGCGUAGGGUGGAUUCUCAAACAAGGGAGGCACUUCGCCGCAGCGUUGUUUCAGACCUUAUUGAGGGAUAUGAGGAGCGCAUACGUGGUUAUUUAACGGAGACUGGAGAAGAAGAUGCAGACUCUCUCAUCCUACGGGUUCAAGACCCUUUUCGUCGUUUACUGCUGCAUGGUGUUUGUGAGUUCUACAACUUGGUAUCGGUGACUGUAACUGAAUCAGAGAAAGGGAAGUCAGCUAAGAUGACCAAGAUAACAAAGAAAAAAAGGUGCUCAUCUGAAGUUCCAAAUAUCACUCUGUCCCAUUUCUUGAAGAUGACCAAACAAGGAGUUUGGUGAUUCCAUUUCCAUUGGGGAGGAGCUCUCAUAUAUAUUAUAACGUAUAAUAAAAGCUGGGCGUCUAGUGCUGCUGCUGCUACUUUGUGUAUUUUCACCAUGUAAAUUAUUAAGUUACUUGGCACCGACCCUUGAUUAUCUCAGGUAAAAAUAGUUGUUCAUCUGUAGGUUUGUACUCUGUAAAGGCUUUGUCCUAAUUUCUCAGUCAACAAAAGAAGUUGAUUGUGUUUGUAGGGCGCAAUGAAUUCAUGAUUUUUACAUUCUUUUCA
Rosa chinensis is the source of this 1387-nucleotide messenger RNA. RefSeq lists its product as uncharacterized. The transcript is spliced from 7 exons. Lineage: Eukaryota; Viridiplantae; Streptophyta; Magnoliopsida; Rosales; Rosaceae. Gene Ontology annotation, molecular function: nucleic acid binding. Bases 366 to 1121 code for a protein of 251 amino acids. The record is from RefSeq and is a predicted model, not a curated record.